CAAGCGUACCUGCUGCCGUUGGGCAUCAACGCCGACUCAAACUAGGGUCUCGGUGCAGUUAUUGUCGCGACGCCCCGAUCGGAUGAACGCCACCGGUCAUCUCCUGCCGCUCCUCUCGUUUUGCUACCGGUUACUGGUGCCGUAUUGUAAUGCAACUGAAGUCGCGCCAUGGCGUGACCACUGACAGCUCUCCAACUGUAGUGAGUUGGCAGCUCUUUCGUCGUCGCGGAAUCAAGCGGCAGAGCUGCAGCCUCUUGUCGGGCGCUGUGUGACUCGCCGACACCAUUGUCGAUAGUUCCAUGCCGCUGAUUCUCUCACCGUGCUGAACAAUUGACGCCUGGAUGUUCUGGCAGCUUGGCGGUGCCAUUCCGAUCAAAAUGCAUCGGUCUCUGCACUUUGUGCACCGCGAAUCGGCUCCUGCCGAUCAACACGCCGUCCGGUCUGCGAAAAAACAUGUUGGCUUCUGUAUGUGCACUCCUCGACAAGCAGUGCGUAUGACAGCGGACCUCCAGCCUGGACCUGGCCACCCAUGCGCGCCCGGCACAAAGCUCGGGCGGCGACUAGCGCCCAGCAACCAGUUCAUUCUCGAAUUUCCCUCCGCGAGAGCACUAGAGUGUGAGCGCAGGACUUUGUAGACGCUUUUCCACAACAUGCAGCGCCAACGGGACACAGGUACAGCGGUGGACUCUCCGGUUAGCAAUAGUGAGAUGCUGGGCUCCCCAUCUCACGACUACAACGCAAUGCUGAGUCGCGGAGACUCCCACGAUAUUCCUGACCAGGACUAUACCCCGCAAACCCCAGCUCGUGAGGUCUUCCGUGAGCCAUCGGAGAUUCACCCACAGACCAUCAGUGACCGAGGCGGCUUCUCCUACAGCAUGCGCCCCACCGAGGCCGAUGCGAGCUCACCCACUCGGGAAACGUUCGCGUAUUCAGCCGCAAAUGGCGUCAGCACAAGUGGAUCGAGCAGUGGCGCUGCUGCUCCUGUUGCACUCCCCCGUCCGUCAAUGAUGGAUCGUAACAUUGAGGCAGUGAGCGACCCGACAAAUGCAGGAUUCGCUGCCAAGACACAGAACUACAAAGGCCGAUAUCGGAGAUGGCCUGGUGUUGUGUUACUUCUGGCGAUCAUCAUUGGUGGUGCAGUUGCCAUCACGUUCGCAGCGAUGCACACACAUACAGCAAGUACAGCUCGUCAAGAAGCUUAUGCCAAGCGGAAAGCCGGCGCCUCGGCAAUUACUGGCGGUGCGAGUGGCAGUGGUAGUGAUCUGGUUUCGGAUGAUGGUGAAGUUGGUAACCCGAAAUCGUAUCCGGACAUGGGCUGUGAGCUUCCGGAUUAUCAGAGCAAGGACGGGCAUAUCUACGCUGUUGCGUCGAACGGAACGGAAGUGGCGGUGGACAUGAAGGGAAUCAAUUGGUUCGGUAUGGAGACAGGUACAGCCAUCCCUCUUGGUCUUUGGGAUAAUUCUCAAAACGGUACGACCGCGUACCAGAUUGCGUAUUUCUUGGAGAAGAACAAGUUCAACGCAGUGCGCCUGCCGCUUUGUAUCAACUGGAUUCUCAAGAAUCAGGUGCCUGAAUCUACGUUGAUCAACACAGCCGAGAACCGAGCCAUCUCUAUCAAGAACUAUAGGUCACUGCUUAAAAGUCUCAUUAAGGCGCUGGCGUAUCGAAAGAUCGGAGUGCUGCUUAGUCUGCAUACCCUCACGUCGACGGAUAGCGGUGGACUUUGGUACAGCGACAACAUCACGCAGAGCGAUUUCUUGGACGCAGUGGAUACACUAACUGGAGACCUCUGCAGCAAUACCUACUGGAAUGUCAUCGGCCUCGAUCUUAAGAACGAACCUUACGAAGGCACGUGGGGCGACGGUGAGGACACGGAUUGGCGUGUAGGUGCGCAGACUAUUGGAAACCGUAUGCUGGAAGGCUGCUCGAACUGGAUGGGCUUCGUUGAGGGAAUCUACGCCUCUCAUACGCUUACUAUCGACGAUACCGAGUACAGCUUCUACGAUUGGUACGGUAGCGGUUUGCAGAAGGCAAACGAGUAUCCGGUGGAGUUUACAACCGAAAACAAGGUGGUGUACGCGCCGCACUACUACACUCCUGCUGUCUAUCCGCAGACGUACUUAUACGGUGGCGGUACCAGCGGUGAUAACGGUGCACUCGAAGACUAUGUGGAGCUGUCGAAUUCCACCCUGAAGACGCGUAUUUCAACCACUAUGGACGAGAUGUUUGGCUUUAUCGCGGAUAACAAGUCAGCCGCGCUGCUGCUAGGCGAGUUUGGUGGUCUGUACGCCACUGAUCUGCAUCCAGAACUCACGACGAAGCGUUGUACCGACUAUUCUAUUGACAUUAUGGUGGAGAAUGGUUGGUCUGGUGGCUUCGUGUGGUCUCUGAACCCGGAGAGUGCGUACCAGUUUAACCCGGCCGACACGUACGGCACGUUCACGGAGGGAGUUUUGGAGGACGACUGGCUGACGGCCAACAGCGAAUUUUUGGAGGGACUGGAGGCCAUGAACGACCUGGAACAUUUGCGUAUGAUGCCGUGCUUCGAGACGGAGGCCUCGGACUCGGGGUCUUCUGGCUCCGACUAAAUAGCGUUAAGAACUAUGUAACUUAAGCUUGGGAAAUAGAUUCCCUGCAUGCAACACAUUUCCUGUCCAACAUUUUCUAUACAUUUAUUUUUUAAUAAAAAAAAUUGCGUUUGAGUCGAACGCAGAGGU
This is a messenger RNA of Phytophthora nicotianae INRA-310, 2717 nucleotides long. RefSeq lists its product as hypothetical. NCBI's taxonomy places the organism in Eukaryota, Oomycota, Peronosporomycetes, Peronosporales, Peronosporaceae. Bases 651 to 2588 code for a protein of 645 amino acids. Gene Ontology annotation, molecular function: hydrolase activity, hydrolyzing O-glycosyl compounds. The record is from RefSeq and is a predicted model, not a curated record. The transcript has 2 exons.